Molecule: messenger RNA, 1150 nt
Organism: Camponotus floridanus (Florida carpenter ant)
Lineage: Eukaryota; Metazoa; Arthropoda; Insecta; Hymenoptera; Formicidae
Product: afadin- and alpha-actinin-binding protein-like
Exons: 6
Coding region: 200-988 (262 amino acids)
Source: RefSeq, a predicted model, not a curated record
CUCCAGAUGGCCCUUAGGUUUUUUCAUUGUCUACUCUGGGCAGAGCUAAAACGAGAUUUCUGUUAAGAUGAGUAACAUUGCUUGAUAAGUCUUACAGUAUGUGAGAGAUAAAUAUGAAGACCCAGUAAUAAUAGAGAGAAAAAGGACAAAGUAUAGUGUCAAGAAUGUUGUAGAUCAUUCAGACUUAUCCAUAGACAAAAUGAGUACAAACUUCAAUAACACUUGCCCAAAAAGGGAUCUGAGAAGUAUUUUUGCCAAAGGAAGCAAUUUUAAUAGCGAAGAGCCUGUAUUUUGUACAGAGGAUAAUUUAGAGCAAUCUUUGUACAUAAUAAAUGAGGAAUUUGAAUCAUUUGGUAUUUCACCAUUAAGUAAGCAUAAUGAUCAGAAAAGUUCAGACCCAUUUAAGAAGUUAUUAAUAAAAGUGAUAAAUGCUACUUGGAGUUUAAUACAUAAAUAUAGAUCACUAAUGCGAUUACAUGACAACUCAGCUGAAUCGAAUCACAGGAUUGUUAAUGAUAACUUUAAUCUUAAGAAUCAUGUAAAGCGCUUGAAGGAAGAUGUGCAAAAGAAAGAGCAAGCAUUGUGCGAAGCACAGGAGAGAGAAAGAAGACUUAAGGUUCAAUGUGAGAGUGUAUCGCGUGAUUUAAAGCAUGAAAAAGAAGAGAUACGGAAACUAAAGAAACAAGCUCAGUCCAAAGAUAUUCAACACGAACAUGAGAUAAGAAGAAUUAUGCGGAACAGUGAGAAACUCCAGGAGCAAUUACAAAAGUCUCUUGGAACCUUUGUGUCAAAAGAUAAAGUCCUACAAAUGAUGCAAACAGAUCAUGAGAAGGAAUUAACUUCUUAUAAACAAACUAUUUGUCGUCUAGAAGAGAACAAUAGACAAAUGCUGGAGGAGAUCAACAAUCUAAAACAAAUUCUCGAGUUACAUAAGAAUGCCAUCGAUUUACAGGUUGAAGCGUCUGGGUGGACCAGUACAAAUAUUUAAACACUUAAUAUAAUACUGUAAUUUAUUUGUAACUUAUAUACAGCACAUACAAUUGCUUGAUAUAUGUCUGUGCAUUAAUGUAGAAAUAGAGUUUUGUACUAAUAUUGUUUAUUGUAGAAAACUGAAAGCUUUAUAUGUUUAGUGCAAAAAAAUUGUAUAAAU